AGGGAGACUAAAGGUCAGUUUCUCAUAGAUCACAUCUGCAACUAUUACAGCUUGCUGGAAAAAGACUAUUUUGGCAUUCGAUACGUUGACCCUGAGAAGCAGAGGCACUGGCUUGAGCCCAACAAGUCUAUCUUCAAGCAAAUGAAAUCUCAUCCACCAUAUACCAUGUGCUUUAGAGUGAAAUUCUACCCACAUGAACCCUUGAAGAUUAAAGAAGAGCUCACCAGAUACCUCUUAUAUCUACAAAUAAAAAGAGACAUUUUCCAUGGCCGUUUGCUGUGUUCUUUUUCUGAUGCUGCCUACCUGGGUGCCUGUAUUGUCCAAGCUGAGCUUGGGGAUUAUGAUCCUGAUGAACACCCAGAGAAUUACAUCAGUGACUUCAAGAUUUUUCCCAAGCAGUCACAGAAGCUUGAGAAGAAAAUAGCUGAAAUGCAUAGAAAUGAUUUCAGAGGUCAGAGCCCAGCAGUUGCUGAAUUUAACUUGCUCCUGAAGGCAUAUUCUUUGGAAACUUAUGGUGUUGAUCCUCAUCCUUGCAAGGACUCAACGGGGACAACUACAUUUUUAGGAUUCACAGCUGCAGGAUUUGUAGUUUUCCAGGGGAAUAAAAGAAUUCACUUGUUAAAAUGGUGUGAUGUCUAUAAACUGAAGUUUGAAGGGAAGACUUUUUAUGUGUUUGGAGCUCAGAAAGAGAAAAAGGCUGUCCUGUCAUUCCAUACCUCUACACCAGCAGCCUGCAAGCAUCUUUGGAAAUGUGGGGUGGAGAACCAAGCUUUUUACAAGUAUGCAAAAUCCAGCCAGAUCAAGACCAUGUCCAGCAGCAAGAUAUUUUUUAAAGGCAGUAGAUUUCGAUAUAGUGGAAAAGUAGCCAAAGAGGUUGUGGAGGCAAGCUCUAAAAUCCAGAGGGAACCUCCUGAAGUUCACAGAACCAGCAUUUCCCAGAGUCGCAGCUCACCCUCGUUGAACAAGCAACUCAUAAUCAACAUGGAACCUUUACAGCCCCUCCUUCCUUCUCCCUGCGAGGAGGAAGAAGUUCCUUUAGAUGAAGGUAUCCAACUGCCAAAGGAAGAUGAGAUUUCAGUACCUGUGACUUCAAGCUCUCCGGUUAAGGACACUGGGGAGAAUGUUGAUCUUGCAGUUGAACAGGAAGAGAAGAUGAAAGAGGAACCUUUAACCAUCUCAGAACUGGUAUACAGCCCAAGUGCCAGUUUGCUUCCCACCCCUGUUGAUGAUGAGAUUGACAUGCUCUUUGAUACCUGCCCGAGAGUAGAGAAUGAGAAAGAUGAUACAGAUUCGUUUGAAGAACUGGAAGCAGAUGAAAAUGCAUUUUUGAUUGCAGAGGAGGAAGAACUGAAAGAAGCUCGGAGAGCGCUUAGGUGGAGCUACGAUGUUCUAAUGGGCAACAUAGAGGUGAAUGCCUUUGUGAAGAGUUUCUCCAGACUUCUCCUUGUAGGCCUUGGACUGUUGUUGUUUGUGUUCCCUCUUCUCCUUGUUCUCUUGGAGUCGGACCUUCAAAUCUCUUUCCUCCAUGAGAUCCGUCAAACGCCGGAGUUUCAGCAGUUUCAUAUUGAAUAUUACUGCCCCCUUAGGCAGUGGGUGGCUUGCAAAAUAAACUUCAUUCGUAACAUGCUGGGAAGCUUUUAAAUUUUAAAUAAAUAUGAUACAACUAAGGGCUAUAUUCAAAAUUUCAGUUAGGGCCAGCUUUCCAUAAUGCCCCUGGGGCCAUCAGUUGGUAACUGUUUUCAUAUCCAGUUCAUUACAGACUCUGCAGGAUCUUAAGUUCCCUUUACAUACUUAAAUUGCCCCUUUAGUUACAGACUUACACAGUUACCUUUCAGUAACCAAAAAAAAGCUUUACUUUAAUUGCAUUUCAGAAUUCCAGCUCAUCUAUUACAUCAUAUAAGGCAGGGUCACAAUAAGUUUCAUUGUCCUUAACCUUUCAAUCCAGGACACUAAAUCCAAUGAAACUGAAAGAAAAACUUUUUUGAAUAUACUCCUUAGUGCAGCAGUCUCUCCUAACCAAUGCCUAUACAAGCAAUGUUAAUGCUGAGGUUUUGUUUUUGUUCUGUUUUCCUGUUUGUUUGGUUUUUUACAUUUUUAUGUGUUUAAAAUAUUUUGGUAAAUUUUUAGCAAAAGACAACUUCUGAUGUUAUUUAAAUGUACAAAUUGGUAAGAAUAAUGCACAAGGGCAUGUAGGGUGUUUUUAGUGUUUUAGCAAUGAUUUGUUUUUAAACUGCUGGCUGGAGAAUGAAUGAGUUUAAUACAGCUCUAUACAAAGGGACUGUGGUUUGGGAAAUAUAUAGAAAGUUCACUCAAGUUCAGUAGGGGCUGCCUGGGGGAGGUGAAAGGACACCAAGUAUGCAGAGGAAUUUCUGAAAGGCACAGUUGUAAAGCCUGGGGAAGUAAGCAGAACUGAACGUAGUGACCCUUCCUCUUACCUGUCAGGUUGUCUUACGCUUUAUCAGUGCUGUAGAAAGUCUCUACAAGAUGGUCCAAGUAUGUUUUGGAAGACAGGGAAUCUUCAGUCUAAAUGUAGAUUAUUGUACAUAACAUGGAAGAAAAUAAUAGUAAGUAGCAAAAAAAAAAAAAAAACCAAAAAAAA
Calidris pugnax (ruff) is the source of this 2599-nucleotide messenger RNA. RefSeq names its product FERM domain containing 3 (gene FRMD3). Bases 142 to 1641 code for a protein of 499 amino acids. Lineage: Eukaryota; Metazoa; Chordata; Aves; Charadriiformes; Scolopacidae. The transcript is spliced from 13 exons. Gene Ontology annotation, cellular component: cytoskeleton. The record is from RefSeq and is a predicted model, not a curated record.